This is a messenger RNA of Balaenoptera musculus (blue whale), 1956 nucleotides long. It is a transcript of the gene AADAT, whose product is annotated as aminoadipate aminotransferase. Gene Ontology annotation, molecular function: pyridoxal phosphate binding; L-kynurenine:2-oxoglutarate transaminase activity. Gene Ontology annotation, biological process: biosynthetic process. The transcript has 12 exons. Bases 283 to 1458 code for a protein of 391 amino acids. NCBI's taxonomy places the organism in Eukaryota, Metazoa, Chordata, Mammalia, Artiodactyla, Balaenopteridae. The record is from RefSeq and is a predicted model, not a curated record.
GGCCGGUGGCCUUAGGCCGCGUCGCGCAGGGCGGGAGGGGCCCGCAUCCUAACCUGCCCGUGGACUUUGCCAGUCCCGCUACGCGCCAGGCCGGAUCCUAACCAGGCUCUCGCGCAGCCACCAGCCGGGCCUUCGGCGGCCUCUCCUGGCUCCGCGCGCCGGACCACACGCGGGGGACAGCAGAGGUGGCCUUGCAGGGGUUAGGGGGCAGGAUUGACGCGGAUCCUUGGUUUUCCUAGUCUUCAACCACCUAAGGCGGGGCUUGCCGCUUGGAAUCCGAGAAUGAAUUACACACGGUUCAUCACGGCUGCGAGCGCGGCCAGGAAGCCUUCUGCCAUUCGAGUCAUGACUGAGAUACUGGGCAAGUCAUCGAAAUCUGUCCUCUCCCUGGCGACUGGAGCACCAAACCCCAACACGUUCCCUUUCAAGACCGCGGUUAUCACCACAGACAACGGAGAGACCAUCCAAUUUGAUGAAGAGAUGAUGAAGAGAGCACUGCAGUAUUCUCAGAGUGCUGGACUCCCAGAGCUGUUAUCCUGGCUGAAACAGUUACAAGUAAAAUUGCAUAAUCCUCCCACCAUCCAUUAUCCACCCAGCCAAGGACAAAUGGACAUGUGUGUCACAUGUGGCAGCCAAGAAGGUCUCUGUAAGGUAUUUGAAAUGAUCGUUAAUCCUGGAGAUAAUAUCCUCGUAAAUGAACCUAUUUACUCAGGAACAAUUCAUGCUGUGCAGCCUCUGGGCUGCAACAUGAUUAACAUUUCCAGUGAUGAACACGGGAUUAUUCCAGACUCCCUCAGAGAAAUACUUUCCAGAUGGAAACCAGAAGAUUCAAAGAACCCCGAGAAAAACACCCCCAAAUUUCUUUAUACUGUCCCAAAUGGCAACAACCCUGCCGGGAACUCAUUAACAACUAACCGCAAAAAGGAAAUCUAUGAGCUCGCAAGAAAAUAUGACUUCCUCAUCAUAGAAGACGAUCCUUACUAUUUUAUGCAGUUCAACAAGCCCUGGGCACCGACUUUUCUGUCCAUGGACAUUGAUGGGCGUGUCAUCCGAGCUGACUCCUUUUCCAAAGUCCUGUCCUCUGGGUUGCGAAUAGGGUUUAUAACUGGUCCAAAGCCCUUGAUCGAGAGAAUUGUUUUACACAUACAAGUUUCAACAAUGCAUCCCAGCACUUUUGCCCAGCUCCUGGUAUCACAGCUUCUGUACCAAUGGGGAGAAGAGGGCUUCCUGGCUCACGUAGACAGGGUUAUUGAUUUCUAUAGAAAGCAAAGGGAUGCAUUAUUGGCAGCUGCAGACAAGUGGUUAAGUGGUUUGGCAGAAUGGCAUGUUCCUACUGCUGGAAUGUUUUUAUGGGUUAAAAUUAAGGGCCUUCAUGAUGUAAGAAAACUGAUCGAAGAGAAAGCCUUUAAGAAAGAGGCCUUCCAGGGAUUAGCCCAACUUAUAAAGGAAUCUUUAUGAAGAAAUCGAACUCUUCAUAGCACUCACGGUUUUCAGAUAAAUUAUUUCUAUGUUUUACCAGGAAGAAAUGAUUGUUGGUGUCAGACUUACAGAUUGGGUUUCACCAAACACGUCAUAUCUGUAGUAAUUUAACUAGACAACUUUUAAAGUGACCUUGAACGCAUCAGAUUGCCAAAAUAUAUUUAUAAUCCACCUAUACAUGUUGAUAAAUUUUCAACCCACAAAAAAUAUUUUUAUCCUGGAUUUUAUUGUAAAGAUUUUUGUAGUUGCUUUAUCAUUUCCCAUAAAUUUUCUUUGAAAAUAACAUUUUUACAGUAAAUUAUCUGUAAGCAAACAAUCAUGUUCAAAAUGGUAUGUAAUGUGAACUUUUCCUAUUUUGAAGAAAAUGUAAUGAGAGCUUGUUGCAAAAAUUGUUAGAAUUUGACUGUUAUACAUAAUUUUUAGUAAGAGUAUCACAGACAUUAUGUUAUGGCACAGAAAUCCAUUUAAAAUAAAAUU